Molecule: messenger RNA, 1623 nt
Organism: Papilio xuthus (Asian swallowtail)
Lineage: Eukaryota; Metazoa; Arthropoda; Insecta; Lepidoptera; Papilionidae
Product: alanine aminotransferase 1
Exons: 10
Coding region: 99-1562 (487 amino acids)
Biological process (GO): biosynthetic process
Molecular function (GO): transaminase activity; pyridoxal phosphate binding
Source: RefSeq, a predicted model, not a curated record
AGGAGGGCGCGAAUAUAACGCGCGUGGAGUGCGGCACGGAGGCACUUGCGCGUUGAUACGAUCGCAGUUCGCCGCUUGCAUUUCAAGCCGCUGAUAUCAUGAAGCAAGAGCAGGUGCUGACCGUAGACAACAUGAACCAGCGGCUGCGGCGCAUGCGCUACGCCGUGCGCGGCCCCGUACUCGAGCGCGCGCUGCACAUCGAACACGAGCUUGAGAAGGGAGUGCCGAAACCGUUCGCGAGCGUGGUGCGCGCCAACAUCGGCGACUGCCACGCGCUCGGACAGAAACCCAUCACCUUCAUCAGACAGGUGCUGGCCGGCGCGGCGUGCCCGCAGCUGCUGGCCUCGCCCGCGCUGCCGCAGGACGUGCGGCAGCGCGUGGAGGCGAUCCUCGACGACUGCACGUGCCGGUCAGUGGGGGCGUACUCGCCGAGUGCGGGCCUGUGGAGCGUGCGGUGCGCCGCGGCGGAGUGGCUGGCGGCGCGCGACGGCGCCCCCGCCAGCGCACACGACAUCUAUCUCGGAUCGGGCGCUACCGACCUUAUCAAGGCACUCCUCACCAUGUUCCUAGAGGACGUGAAUGGAAAGCCUUCUGGUGUGAUGAUCCCGAUCCCGCAGUAUCCACUGUUCUCGGGCGCGCUGGCGGAACUGGGCCUGAAGCAGGUGGAUUACUACCUGGACGAAGAGCGAGGAUGGGCGCUCGAUGUGGCUGAGCUGCGCCGCGCUCUGUGCGAUGCCAGUGCCACUUGCCGCGUGCGCGCGCUCGUUGUCAUCAACCCCGGCAACCCAACCGGACAGGUGCUGACGCGGGAGAACAUGGAGCAGGUGGUGCGGUUCGCGCACGAGCACCGGCUGUUCCUGCUGGCGGACGAGGUGUACCAGGAGAACAUCAUCGCCAAGCCCUUCCACUCAUUCAAAAAGGUGAUGUACGAGAUGGGCGCGCCCUACUGCGACAUGGAGCUGGGCAGCGUGUUGACGUGCUCCAAGGGCUGGGCGGCGGAGUGCGGGCUGCGCGCCGGCCUGCUCGAGCUGGUUCGCGUACAGCCCGAUGUGGUGACCGCCUACCGCACUGCGCGCGCGCUCAUGCAGUGUCCCACCGUACUUGGCCAGGCCGCGCUGCUCUGCGUCAUGAAGCCGCCCGAACCCGGGGAUGCUUCGUACGAGCAGUUCGCGGCGGAGCGGCGUGACAUCAGGCGCGUGCUGCGCGAGCGCGCCGCCACCGCACAUCGUGCCUUCAACUCCAUCCCGGGCUACUCCUGCAACGCCAUCGAUGGAUCAAUGUUCGCGUUUCCGCGCUUUGAGAUCCCGGAAAGGGCGCAGCGGGCGGCGCACGCGCUGUCCAUCGCGCCCGACGAGUUCUACUGCCUGCGCCUCUUGGAGGAAACCGGGGUGUGCGUGGUGCCGGGGUCGGGGUUCGGUCAGCGGCCGGGCACGUACCACUUCCGCACCACCAUCCUGCACCCGCGCCACCAGCUGCAGCACAUGAUGGACUCCGUGCGACGCUUCCACGCCAACUUCCUGCACCAGCACUCUGAUACUACUCACACCGACACCGGCUGCUGAUAUCUUAUUUUCUUAUAAUAAUGUUAAAUUAAUAUUCAAUAUGUUUUAAUAAUAUUUAUAG